This is a messenger RNA of Perkinsus marinus ATCC 50983, 333 nucleotides long. RefSeq lists its product as hypothetical. Gene Ontology annotation, cellular component: membrane; BBSome. NCBI's taxonomy places the organism in Eukaryota, Perkinsozoa, Perkinsida, Perkinsidae. The transcript has 4 exons. The coding region runs from base 1 to 333 and encodes 110 amino acids. Gene Ontology annotation, biological process: cilium assembly. The record is from RefSeq and is a predicted model, not a curated record.
AUGUUCGAACGAGCGAGGAAUAUCUUCGAUGUCGCCCAGACCCAAAUUGUGGGGGCUGACCAGGAGAAGAAGAUGCAGGUUCUCAUGGACUUCAUGACGAGGAGCGAACGAGAGAGGACGCCUGAGGAGAUCGAUGGUACGGCCGGCACUGUGGUGGUUGCUAAUAUCGACAACGACCCCGCAGGGAAGAUGAAAGUCCUAGUCGGCAGCCUCUCGGGUAUGAUACGGAUCUUCCUCCCAAGAGGGGGCCCCACUGGUGGGCACACCCUUGAGGAUCUCGUACUAGAGAAGAAGCUCGACGGGCCCAUACUACAGCUACUCGCCGGCCGGUGA